Messenger RNA from Canariomyces notabilis, 2340 nucleotides. RefSeq lists its product as uncharacterized. The transcript is spliced from 2 exons. Gene Ontology annotation, biological process: mRNA splicing, via spliceosome. Gene Ontology annotation, cellular component: spliceosomal complex; Prp19 complex. The record is from RefSeq and is a predicted model, not a curated record. NCBI's taxonomy places the organism in Eukaryota, Fungi, Ascomycota, Sordariomycetes, Sordariales, Chaetomiaceae. The coding region runs from base 1 to 2340 and encodes 779 amino acids.
AUGCCCGUUGUCAAAGGAGGUGUGUGGACCAAUAUCGAGGACGAAAUCCUCAAGGCGUCGGUCAGCAAGUAUGGCUUGAACCAGUGGGCGCGUGUGUCGUCGCUGCUCGCGCGCAAGACGCCCAAGCAGUGCAAGGCGAGGUGGAACGAAUGGCUCGAUCCCAGCAUCAAGAAGAUUGAGUGGAGCAAAGAUGAGGAUGAGAAACUUCUGCACCUGGCCAAGCUGAUGCCCACACAAUGGCGCACCAUCGCCCCGAUCGUCGGCCGCACCGCCAACCAGUGCCUCGAGCGCUACCAAAAACUCCUUGACGAGGCCGAACAACGCGAGGCGUCGUCCUUGGGGCUGACCGGCCCUGAGGGCGGUGAGACCCGAGCACCCACCGCCGACGAUGUCCGUCGUCUUCGCCCGGGCGAGGUCGACCCCGAUCCCGAGACCAAACCCGCUCGGCCCGACACCAUCGACCUGGACGAAGACGAGAAGGAAAUGCUGAGCGAGGCCCGCGCCCGUCUGGCCAACACACAGGGAAAGAAGGCAAAGCGGAAGGCUCGUGAGCGCCAGCAAGAAGAAUCGCGUCGGCUUGCCGCGCUCCAGAAGCGUCGCGAGCUCAAGACGGCCGGCAUCAACAUCAAGGUCACAACACGCAAGAAGGGGCAGAUGGACUACAACGCCGACAUUCCGUUUGAGAAGAAACCUGUACCCGGCUUCUACGACACGGUUGAGGAGAUACAGCGCAACGAGUACCAGCGUACGCACUUUGACCCAAAAAAGCAGCAGGUCGGUAACAAACGGAAGGGCGAGCAGGACGAGGAUGCGGAUCGGAAGAGGAGGAAGAACGACAAGGAUGCGCCGUCAGCGUCGAUACAGGCUGCCAUCAAGGCUGGACAGAUGCAAAAGAUCCGCGAGGCGGAGCAAAGCAGCAAGCGCAGGGCCCUGGUGCUGCCGGCGCCGCAGGUCAGCGAGGGUGAGCUAGAGGAGAUUGUCAAGUUGGGCAUGAUAGGCGAGCGGGCGAGCGCCAUGGCCCGCGAGAGCGACAACGACGCCACACGCGGGCUUGUGGGCAACUAUUCGACCCUUAACACCAAUGCACCCAUCCGGACGCCACGGGCCCCGGAACAGGAGGACCACAUCGCCAACGAGAUCCGUAAUAUCAGGGCAUUGACAGAGACGCAGUCGUCGCUGCUCGGCGGAGAGAACACGCCUCUUCACGAAGGAGCAGGAUCCACAGGAUUCGACUCGGUCGCGCCGCGGAAGCAGGUCGUUGCGACACCCAACCCCCUUGCAACGCCCCUGCGGUCUGCGGCAAAUGGCGUCGGCGCCACACCCCUACGGGUCGGGCAAACCCCUCUACGCACGCCCCGCGACAGCCUCUCGCUAAAUACGGUCGACAGUGAGAUGUCCAUGGUGGGCGGAACUCCGGCAGACGCCAGGCUGCGGGAGCUCUCAAUCCGCCACCAGCUUAAGCAGAGUCUCGCCGCUCUGCCCAAGCCAAAAGAGACUGAGUGGGAGCUGGAAUUGCCUGAAGACCAGCAGGAACCUAGGACCGUCGAGGAGCAGGAGGAAGAUGCCGCGGAACGCGACCGCAGGGAGCGGGAGAUCCGCGAGGCCCGGGAGCUGUUGGAGCGUAAGCGGCGGACCCAAGUGAUGCAGCGGGCGCUACCUCGAAUGGUUGCGGUUGAUUACAAGGCGUUACUGCAGGAGACGGCGAAGAUCCAGGACCCCGCCCAGGCCCUCGUCGCCCGCGAAGCGGCUCUCCUAAUGGCGCACGAUGCCACCAAAUACCCGCUUCUUGGGGCUCCGCCAGGGGCAAAGCCAGUGGAACUUCCGCGAAUCGACGACGCAGCACUGGCUGAAGCGCGGCUCCAAGUUCUGAUGGAGAUGAAGGACAAGCCAAAGCCCGAAGAGGUGCAGGCAGCAUGGGACAAGGAAAAUACCAAUGCCCUGCUUCUCGGCCUGGGGUGUUACGAGUCUGAUGAGGAGGAGGAUCAGGUGGCCACUAUGCGGGCUGCGCUUGACGAUACCCUCGAAACUCUGAUCGAUUCGGCUGAGAAGGGCAACAAGCUCGAGAAGAAACUUAACCUGCACCUAGGAGGAUACAAGAACCGGGCCGAGAUGCUGCGUAAAAAGAUUGGCGAGGCGCAUGGCGCACUGGAAAAGGCGCGCCAUGCGUUAAGCGGAUUCCAGGUUCUUAGGGUGUCCGAGGAGGCGGCCAUCCAGCGGCGUCUGGCGGCGCUACGGGCCGAGGUGGCCUUUGUGAGCACUCGGGAACGCGAGGCACAGGAGCUGUACCGGCGGAUGAGAGAUGAACUGGAUGAGCUGAAGAUUGGGGUUAACGGACAAUGA